AUGGUCAAGGUCACUGUUGUGUUUUUCUCGCAGACAGCAUUUUGUUCUUCUGCAACACAAUGGGAAAUCCGUAGUUUGGCACCGCUCCGACCUGUGAAUGACCAAAGUAAUGUGUCGAGACAAGUGGAAGAUGAAGAUGACACAUCUCAGAGACAAGUGGAAGAUGGAGAUGACACAUCUCAGAGACAAGUGGAAGAUGGAGAUGACACAUCUCAGAGACAAGUGGAAGAUGGAGAUGACACAUCUCAGAGACAAGUGGAAGAUGGAGAUGACAUAUCUCAGAGACAAGUGGAAGAUGGAGAUGGCACAUUUCAGAGACAAGUGGAAGAUGGAGAUGACACAUCUCAGAGACAAGUGGAAGAUGGAGAUGACACAUCUCAGAGACAAGUGGAAGAUGGAGAUGACACAUCUCAGAGACAAGUGGAAGAUGGAGAUGACACAUCUCAGAGACAAGUGGAAGGUGGAGAUGACACAUCUCAGAGACAAAUGGAAGAUGGAGAUGGCACAUUUCAGAGACAAGUGGAAGAUGGAGAUGACACAUCUCAGAGACAAGUGGAAGAUGGAGAUGACACAUCUCAGAGACAAGUGGAAGAUGGAGAUGACACAUCGCAGAGACAAGUGGAAGGUGGAGAUGGCACAUUUCAGAGACAAGUGGAAGAUGGAGAUGACACAUCUCAGAGACAAGUGGAAGAUGGAGAUGACACAUCUCAGAGACAAGUAGAAGAUGGAGAUGACACAUCUCAGAGACAAGUGGAAGGUGGAGAUGGCACAUCUCAGAGACAAGUGGAAGAUGGAGAUGACACAUCUCAGAAACAAGUGGAAGAUGGAGAUGACACAUCUCAGAGACAAGUGCAAGAUGGAGAUGACACAUCUCAGAGACAAGUGGAAGAUGGAGAUGACACAUCUCAGAGACAAGUGGAAGUGCAUGCUAACCUCACAAGUGUAGGGUGUGAUCGCCCGGGCAGACCUCUGCUCCCAUCCCAGGUCAGUCAUGCGAUUCAUAGUACGUGGGAAACAAGAGUAUGGACCUAG
This is a messenger RNA of Candidula unifasciata, 1032 nucleotides long. The record is from the annotation of a GenBank genome assembly. NCBI's taxonomy places the organism in Eukaryota, Metazoa, Mollusca, Gastropoda, Stylommatophora, Geomitridae.